Molecule: messenger RNA, 955 nt
Organism: Corticium candelabrum
Lineage: Eukaryota; Metazoa; Porifera; Homoscleromorpha; Homosclerophorida; Plakinidae
Product: retinitis pigmentosa 1-like 1 protein
Exons: 1
Coding region: 192-788 (198 amino acids)
Source: RefSeq, a predicted model, not a curated record
AAGAUACAGUUGGCUGCAAAACGGCAACAAAACAUCUAAGUUUACUUAUCUCUGAGUACAAAAAGUAUUAUGCAGGGUGGUACGCUGUGUUGUUCCUUGUUGUGAUACAAAUACCAGCCGGCUAUUUUCUUCUGCUAUACUUUGCCCAAUAUUUGAAAAAAACUGCAUAUUAUUUGCCGAUUUCUGGAAUAAUGUUGCGAAUUUCUUUGAUCGUUGUUAUCAUGAUAAUGUCAGUAUUGCCAUUCUGCACAACAUGGCAUACCUCCAGAACGACACACGAGAGCUCUAAAAAGAUACACGAGCACUUUGCAAAGAAAAAAGGAGAAGACAAAGAAAAUCCGGAAUUAGAAGGCAAACAAAAUCCGGAAUUAGAAGGCAAACAAAAUCCGGAAUUAGAAGGCAAACAAAAUCCGGAAUUAGAAGGCAAACAAAAUCCGGAAUUAGAAGGCAAACAAAAUCCGGAAUUAGAAGGCAAACAAAAUCCGGAAUUAGAAGGCAAACAAAAUCCGGAAUUAAGUGAAAAGAAACACAAAGGCCCUACAAACAAAGGAGAAACCACAGGAAAGGGGAAUGUAAAUAAAAAAAGGGAACACUAUGGCUCUACAAAAGAAGAAAACAAAGAAGAGCCGAAAUCAAAUAUUAGCACUAAAACAGAAACUAAUGGUUCCAGUGAUGAUUAUGACGACAAGUAUCGCCUUCUUAGUCCUAUGUCCUACUUGAGCAAGUGUCAGUUUUUACUGUUUCAAGUUCCAAAUGUGAUCAUUGUCAUUGUUAGUUUCUUUCUCUAACUGCUCUGAGCGCAAAGACGUUCGCGGUACUGUGUAGCUUAUGUCAGUAGCAGUAGUGCUGUCGUUGUUAACUGUAAGCAGCAAUCAUAUUUGCUUUUUGCAUCUUAUGAAUAUGAUAAUCGUGAUGGUUAUGUUUGCUGAGAAUAUUGAAAAGCAAGUUUGUAAAA